CAUUGCCCAGGAGCUAGGGACGGGUCCAGGAGCUGUCUGGAAGCGGGGCCAAAAUGUCAGGCAGUUUUCGGGUGGGGUUAGGAAGCUGGGGAGGAUAAUGGUGGGAGUGGAGCCAAAAGUUUUUCCUUCGACAUGAACGCCUCGGAAGCUGGAGGAGGGGGCGUGACUCAGAGGCGGGGCCAGAAUGGUGACCCGCACGUUGGGAGCGAGGCUAUAGGGUUAAAUUGGAGGCGGAGCCGUAUUAUGUGAUUUUUUUUAUGGGCGGGUCCUGCAGUUUCAUCCAGGUCAGGGGUGGGACCAGGGAAGUUUGUGGAGGCCAGGGGCGCGGCUGUGUGUGGCUGUCAGUUUUCUCUUAUACGCCUCUGUAGAAGUUCUGUCUUCGGCACUGAGUAUCACUAUGGAAGUCAAGUCCGGUCCAGGAAACCCGCUGAAGUGGAUCCUGGGCCUGCUUGCAGAAUCUUUUCAGGCUUGGUUCCCCCGGUGCUACAUUUAGCGUCUGUGAGGGAGACCGCAGCUGAUGAGAUGGCUACCACACUAGAUUUGAAAUCAAAGGAGGAGAAGGAUGCUGAGUUGGACAAGAGGAUCGAGGCUCUUCGUCGGAAGAAUGAGGCCCUCAUACGGCGCUACCAGGAGAUCGAGGAGGACCGGAAAAAAGCUGAAUCGGAGGGCGUGGCAGUGACAGCCCCUCGGAAGAGCCGCUCCAUGGAGAAGGAGAAUGUGGCCGUGGAGGAGAAGGGCCUGGGUCCCUCUCGGAGGACUCCUGGGACCCCCCGGCCCCCAGGGACCAGCAGAGGGGGCCGGACACACCCUCAGCAGGGAGGCAGGGCAGGUGGAGGCCGGACAUCCCGAGGCUGGGAGGAUUGUGCUGGGGAGCAGCUUCGAGGAGGAACUGGGGGUCGGGGCCGGAGAGGCCGGGGUCGGGGAUCCCCUCAUCUCCUAGGGGCAGGAGACAACCCAACCUCUGACCGCAAAUCCAAGGAGUGGGAGGAGCGACGCAGGCAGAACAUCGAGAAGAUGAACGAGGAGAUGGAGAAGAUCGCUGAGUACGAGCGCAACCAGCGGGAAGGGGUGCUGGAGCCCAACCCCGUGCGCAAUUUCCUGGAUGACCCCCGGCGUCGGGGUGGACCCCUGGAAGAGCCCGAGAGGGAUCGCCGGGAGGGCAGCCGCCGGCAUGGCCGCAACUGGGGAGGCUCUGACUUCGAGCGGGUGCGCUCUGGCUUGGAACACGAGAGACAGGGCCGCAGGGCUGGCCUGGGCGUUGGGGGAGACAUGACGAUGUCCAUGACGGGCCGAGAGCGGUCAGAGUACCUGCGCUGGAAGCAGGAGAGGGAGAAGAUCGACCAGGAGCGCCUGCAGAGACACCGCAAGCCCACUGGGCAGUGGCGACGGGAAUGGGAUGCCGAGAAGACGGAUGGCAUGUUCAAGGAUGGGCCAGCUCCUACCCACGAACCGUCCCACCGCUAUGAUGACCAAGCUUGGGCAAGACCCCCUAAGCCUCCCACUUUUGGAGAGUUCCUUUCUCAGCACAAAGCAGAGGUCAAGAGCCGCAGAAGGAGAAAGAACAGCCAACCCCAGGCCAAGGUGGCCCCACGUGCCUAUAGUGAUCAUGAUAAUCGCUGGGAGACGAAAAAGGAAGCUGUGUCCUCAGCCCCUGAGUCCUCUCAAUCCACGCCCCUGGAGGAGGCGCCCACGCAGCAGCCUCCGGAGACCCCAGCCCCAGCCCACCGACCUCCUGAGGAGGAUGGUGAGGAAGAGGAGGGGGAAGAGGAGGAGGGAGAAGAGGAGAGGGAAGAUGAUGAGGAUGAAGAAUGGGAGGAUGUUAGUGAAGAUGUCACGGAGGAGGAGGAGGAGGAAGAGGAGUUUGAGGAGGAGGAAGAGGGUCCUAAGGAGCAGGAAGCCCCAGCUGGUCCCGAUCAGCAGCCUGGAGAGGCUGAGCCUGCUGGGAUGACCACCUGUGAGCAGGCCAACCCUGCACCUGCCGGGCCCCAGGAGUCGCUGUCCCCAGACCCUGUUGAACCUCCCAGCCCCUUCUCGCCCGCUGGGGACCACCAGCCUGUGUCCGACUGGGGUGAGGAGAUGGAACUGAAUUCUCCCAGCACUGCCCACUCGCCUGGUGCCCACUCUGCGGGAGGUGACCAGUCAGCCCUUGCCUCCUUGGAGAGUGGACCAGCCUUGGCAGGAGCCCCGAAGUCUGAAGAAGAGGGGCCAGAGGCAUCUCCAGAGGUGGGCCAUGAGGGCCAGGAGACAGCGGAGAUCACAGACUUCCAGAGGGUGCGUUUCUGCAAGGUGGUGGCGGCUUCGCCGCCGCCGGGGGCUGCCCGCUGACAGCACCAGCCCACCUGGGCCUUGGCACUCCGCACCAACCUCCAGCCGCUUCGCUCCUCUGCUUCUGCUACACUCCGGCCAGGACAGGGUUAAACGUAGGGGGGAGGAGUCAGGCUAGCGACGGGCCGGGGGAGUCCCCUAAGUUCGCUGAGGAGUUGUACGAUACUCGGUUGGUGGAGACCUCCGAGCCAGCCCCUGGGUGUGCCGGACUGCAGCUAGGGCCUGAAGCUCUCUGGAGGAUCUGAAUUAAAUGCGUGCUCCCGCCAA
This is a messenger RNA of Mesocricetus auratus (golden hamster), 2592 nucleotides long. RefSeq names its product coiled-coil domain containing 9 (gene Ccdc9). The transcript is spliced from 14 exons. NCBI's taxonomy places the organism in Eukaryota, Metazoa, Chordata, Mammalia, Rodentia, Cricetidae. The record is from RefSeq and is a predicted model, not a curated record. The coding region runs from base 523 to 2325 and encodes 600 amino acids.